CUGCGCAGCCUCAUCUCUGCGCUGAUUCUCGGGAGCUCGAUUCUGCCUCUUCCUUUUCGUUUUAGAUGGCGACAGCGCACAGUUAAGCUCGGGCGACUGCUUUUAAUUUGCUGCAGGGUGAACUUGCAGGCUGCGUGGAUACCGUUACCGUUUUGCGUCUGAAGAGGUUAAUGCAAUAAAAAAAUACAAUAACGAGAUCGCUGCACAUAAAAAAUGUCGGCGUUUUCCGAGGCCGCUUUAGAAAAGAAACUCUCGGAGCUCAGCAAUUCCCAGCAAAGCGUUCAGACAUUGUCGUUAUGGCUAAUCCACCACAGAAAGCACUCGAAAACCAUCGUUACGGUUUGGUACAACGAGCUGAAAAAAGCCAAGGUGUCACGCAAGCUGACUUUCCUGUACUUGGCCAAUGACGUCAUCCAGAACAGCAAGAGGAAAGGGCCAGAGUUCACAGAUGACUUUGCACCAGUUAUUGUAGAUGCCUUUAAGCAUGUCUCCAGUGAGUGUGAAGGGGACUGUAAGAAACAGCUGGGCCGGGUUCUGACCAUCUGGCAGGAGAGGGCGGUGUAUGAAAAUGAGCUGCUUGACAAGCUGGCCCAAGUCCUGCAUGGUGAUAAGAAGCCCAAAAAGCGCCCCUAUGAGGAGAUCCAGCUGGACCAUGGUGACUUUCCAUGUCAGAGUUCACCAGAGGAGCCCCCACAGACGUCGGAGUUGAUCCGGGCCCUGCAGGAGCUGGAGAAUGCAGCAUCUGGAGAUGCCUCAGUUCGGCAGCGCAUUUCCUCCCUGCCCCCUGAGGUUCUGGACACUGCGUUGCUGAACAGGAUUACUGACAGGGAGUCCGGGGAGCGUCUGUCGCGGCUGGUGGAGGAGGCGUGCCUGCUGCUGGCCGACUACAGCGGCCGGCUGGCGGCGGAGAUCGACGACCGGAGACAGCUGACGCGCACGCUCGCCUUGUUCCUGCAGAGCCAGCGCGACAGCCUGGCCGAGAAGGAGCAGAAACUGGAAGAGUACAAGCACAAGUUGGCGCGAGUGUCGCAGGUGAGGAAAGAGCUGCGAUCUCGGCUGAGCAACCUGCCCGACCUGUCCCUGCUGCCCAGCGUGACGGGCGGCCGCUUGAACCUGCCCUCCUCGGGGGAUCAGUACGCCUCCGACUGACAGGUCUCUCAUCAGCCUGCACGCCCCUGACGAAGCCCCACCCCCUCUCUCUCUCUCUCCGUGGGUGAGCUGUACUGGCAAAGCAUCAAGGCGCGUUUCAGAGGGGCUGAUUGGAGACCGAAGUCCGUCGCUGCCGAUUGCGAGGCACAAUUGCGCAAGGCCUGGAUUUUGCCUCCAAUCAGCAACUGUGAAGCGUUUUCCGUGUUCACCUUACCCCUUUGCUCUGAUUGGCUCCUCCUUACCCAGCACACAUUUUAUUUGUCCUCUUUUUCUCCUUCCUUUGUCAACACCCACAACUCUGCAGUAAGUUGCAUCCCCCUAAAUCUUGUUUUUGAAUCAAUGGUGGCUAGACAAAUGUAGGAAAAAUAGGCAAUUGCAUAUAAUUGCAUUUAUAAUUAAACAUUCAGUGCAGUGCAGCAGAUAAUUCUACAUUUAGUUGCAGUAUUUUAUAUUUUAUUUGUUGCUUUAGCUUUACUGUGGCAUCACUGUGUAUCUGUUUACCAUAUACUGUCAUGAAGUUGGGCCAUUCCUCCACCUUUGAGCUGAAAAUGGCAGUUUGGGAUAUUGGCCGGUAUAUUUUAAAAAAAUGGUCUUUAUGUAUUUAAAAUGGUGAAAUUUAAGAGACGGCACUGACUCAUUUUUCCACAGAGGUUUUAUUCAUGAAAAACAAGCUGCCUCGGCAGGUCUGCACCACAUUAUUUAUGAUAGCAAUCA
Molecule: messenger RNA, 1863 nt
Organism: Megalops cyprinoides (Indo-Pacific tarpon)
Lineage: Eukaryota; Metazoa; Chordata; Actinopteri; Elopiformes; Megalopidae
Product: regulation of nuclear pre-mRNA domain-containing protein 1A-like
Exons: 7
Coding region: 214-1149 (311 amino acids)
Biological process (GO): mRNA 3'-end processing
Cellular component (GO): RNA polymerase II, holoenzyme
Molecular function (GO): RNA polymerase II complex binding
Source: RefSeq, a predicted model, not a curated record